Molecule: messenger RNA, 1501 nt
Organism: Sinocyclocheilus grahami
Lineage: Eukaryota; Metazoa; Chordata; Actinopteri; Cypriniformes; Cyprinidae
Product: MAP kinase-interacting serine/threonine-protein kinase 1-like
Exons: 8
Coding region: 1-858 (285 amino acids)
Biological process (GO): protein phosphorylation
Molecular function (GO): protein kinase activity; ATP binding
Source: RefSeq, a predicted model, not a curated record
AUGUGCUGUUCCAUUUUAACACACAUCCAGAGUCGAAAGUACUUUAAUGAGAGAGAGGCAAGUCAUGUAGUCAGGGAUAUAGCACAUGCACUGGACUUUCUGCACAACAAAGGAAUCGCUCACCGGGACCUUAAGCCUGAAAACAUCCUGUGUGAAUAUACUGAUAAGGUCUCUCCUGUGAAAAUCUGUGAUUUUGAUCUCGGGAGUGGAGUAAAGCUAAACAGUGCCUGUACCCCAAUAACUACCCCUGAGCUCACCACACCGUGUGGCUCAGCUGAGUACAUGGCUCCUGAGGUGGUCGAGGUCUUUACGGAUGAGGCUUCGUUCUAUGACAAGCGCUGUGACCUCUGGAGCCUCGGAGUGAUUCUCUACAUCCUGCUCAGCGGGAGUCCUCCCUUCACCGGCCACUGCGGCACCAACUGCGGCUGGGAACGAGGAGAGACAUGUCGUGCCUGCCAGAACAACCUGUUCGAGAGGAUUCAGGAGGGGAAGUAUGAAUUUAGGGAUGGGGUUUGGGCUCAGAUCUCAGCCGAUGCCAAAGAUCUGAUCUCGCGGCUGCUGGUGCGAGAUGCCACUCUACGGCUGAGUGCUGCACAGGUCCUGAAGCAUCCCUGGGUACAAGGGAAUGCACCUGAAAGAGUUCUUCAAACUCCUCGUGUUCUACAAAGAAACUGCAGCACUAAAGACCUGACACAGUUCGCCGCUGAUGCCAUCGCGUUCAAUCGGCAGCUGUCUCAGAAGGAGGAAGAGCAGGAGGACUUUGGUGCCAUGGUCUGCUCCAUGAGGCUCUCCCCUCCAUCUAACUCUAGACUAGCCCGUCGCCGAGCACAGUCUCAAGCACUACGCACCAAUACCUGACACCUGCCCACCCGACAGGUGCUCCGGUUAUACUCGUGCACACCAUAGUGCGUUAUAAGCCUUCAUACGCAUACAUUCUCUGGUGAACUGAAUGGGUUCUUGAGCAAACACACUCUAACCUUGGCUAACACACGUAUAUGCAUCACAGGCUCAGUGCUACCAACUUGUAGCAAAGACUAGCCUUAUAUAUACAAACCAAAAACAUCCAGACGAUUCUAAUUUCUUUACAGGUCUUUUACUCUGUGUAAUGUGAGAUUUGUGUAUUUUAAGCAUCAGAAAUUGUGCUUUUUUAAAAAUAUUUAUUACCAAAUAUUUAUGGCUGGCAGUGUUUGUCAGUCUGAUAUAAAAAGGGUGCUCAGCUCUGAGGGAAUCUAGAGACGUUGAUUUUAAUGUUGCCACAGCAGUGAGGCUUUUAAUCGACAUUCACAUUUUUAUACGUUUUAACAUUUUAAAAAACCACUCGAGUUACUGUAAAGCACUGGCCAUCUUGCUUUGUUACUUUUCUAUUGUUUGUUUUAUAUAAGGUCUAGCUGUAGUAUAGUUAUUGUUCAGCGAAUAAUGUUUUGGUUUAUUUGAGCUAUGUAAAGCAAUGCUUAAAGGGUUAGUUCACCCAAAAAUGAAAAUUAGGCUGUGUUUUACUCAC